Messenger RNA from Effrenium voratum, 837 nucleotides. Lineage: Eukaryota; Dinophyceae; Suessiales; Symbiodiniaceae. The record is from the annotation of a GenBank genome assembly.
AUGGCAAAGCGAAAGCAAGGAUCCGGCAAAGCGAAGCCUGAGAAGCCAGAGGACAAGGCGGAAGAGCCACAGGCAGAGGCAAAGGAGGAGGAGGAGAAAGCGCCUGAGAAGGAGGAGCCGCCCCAGGAGGCACAACCGGAAGCAGCUGCUGAGGAGCAGAAGCCAGCAGAGCAGCCGGAGCAGACAGAGCUGCCGGAGCAGCCGGAGCAGAGGGAGGAGGGGAAGCAGCUGGAACAGUCAGAGCAGCCGGCACAGACAGAACAGCCGGAGCAGACAGAGCAGCCGGAGCAGACAGAACAGCCGGAGCAGACAGAGAAGGCAGACACAGUGGAACCGGAACAGGAGCUGGCGGACCCCUUGAGCAGCGAGGAGCGGGAGGCGCUCACGCGGCUGCGCAUGCACGAGCCGGAGGUGGCGAAGCUGCGCGCGGAGGCGGCGGAGCUGCGGAGGAAUGGGUCGCAGAGCGGCCCGGAGCUGCGGAGCUUCUGCGAGGCGGCGAGUCGCGUGGAGGCCACGCUGCAGCUGGAGGAGGCGCUGCUCGAGCGAGAGGCGGUGAGUUCUCAAGCUGAGUGGCCUGCACAGGACCUGAAGGAGGCGCGGCGCCUCAUGUCCGCGCUGGACUCCUGGGAGGCCGCAUUGAUGAAAGGGAAGGCGGUGCUUUCCAUGGAGGCGGAUGGAGGUGCCAUUUGCAGCAGCCUGGGCGCAGUGCUGGACAGCUUCCGACAGCUGAAGCAGGCGGAGAGCCAGGCGCAGGCGGGCGACUGCGCUGCUGUGCAGCACGCGGACAUGGGCAUCGCCGGCAAGGCUGGUGGCAUUUGGAUUUGGUCACAGAUUUGA